GCUCCUUAAAUAGUCCUACAGGGCUACAGCCGUGGAGCUCGGUAACCAGGUCACAGCACAAGGCUCCCUGGGAACGAGGGCAGGAUUAUUCCAGCCUGCAGACAGGGAACGUGAGGCUCCCAGGCGCUGCUGGCAUCCCAGUCCUCUGCUCAGACCCCAUCCCAGGGAGCCCUGUGGGUUUAGAAGGGGUGGCCUGCGCCUUUCCAAGCAUGUGUACCGCAUUCCUCGCUCUGGCGUGUGAGCACCUCCGCCCCCCUGCCUGACGGCGACUGGCCCGCCUGAGGGACACUGGCAGGCAAGAGCUAGUGAGAUCCCGAACGGGAAAAGCCCCUCGUGACCCGGGUCCGAGGUGGGGCGCAGCAUUGUCGCGCAGCGGCAAGCUGAAAGGGGGAGAACGGCCCAGCCCCACGGUGCCAAGUGGGACCUGGAGCAGGCGUCUACACUGUGGGAUCAGUGUCUCAACCCACACUUCUCUCGGGUGCGCUGUACCAGGGCCACCCCUUAGCCGCCGGCUGAGACCAGAAGCCAAGGGACCUGCCUGCUGAUUCCAGGGGCUGUAAGGGACACUCCAGUCCAGCCCCCUAGAAAGCCAGAGCUCUGUGUCCUGCUUAACCAGCCCCAGAACAACCUGGACGUCCCAGUGUAGCAGGCUGAUGAUCAAUGAACUCAGCCAGGUUCCCCUGCCGGUGAUGCUGCUACCCGAUGACUUUAAAGCCAACUCUAAAAUCAAAGUGAACAAUCAUCUCUUCAACAGGGAGAACCUGCCCAGCCACUUCAAGUUCAAGGAGUACUGCCCGCAGGUCUUCCGCAACCUCCGCGAGCGCUUCGGGAUUGACGACCAGGACUACCAGGUCUCCCUGACGCGCAGCCCGCCCCACUACGAAGGUGAGGGGAGCGACCGACGUUUCCUCACGUCCUACGACCGGACGCUGGUGAUCAAGGAGAUCUCCAGCGAAGACGUGGCUGAUGUGCACAGCCUCCUUUCGCACUACCACCAGUACGUGGUGAAGUGUCACGGGCUCACCCUGCUGCCCCAGUUCCUGGGGAUGUACCGGCUCAGCGUGGACAGCGAGGAGACCUACAUGCUGGUCAUGAGGAAUGUGUUCAGCCACCGGCUCGCCGUGCACAGGAAGUACGACCUGAAGGGCUCCCUGGUGUCCCGAGAAGCCAGCGACAAGGAGAAGGUCAAGGAGCUGCCCACGCUGAAAGACAUGGACUUCCUGCACAUGAGCCAGAAGGUGUACGUGGACGAGGGGCAGAAGGGUGACUUCAUGGAGAAGCUGAAGAGGGAUGUGGAGUUCCUGGUCCAGCUAAAGAUCAUGGAUUAUAGCCUGCUGUUGGGCAUCCAUGACGUGCUCCGGGCCGAGCAGGAGGAGGACGAGGAUCUGAAGGAGGAGGAAGAGGAGGGGGAAGACGUCCUGGCUGUGGGCUCCUACGGGACAUCCCCCGAGGGGAUCGGCGGCUACCUGAACUCCUACAAGCCGCUGAGCCCCGGGGAGUUUGACCCCUACGUCGACGUGUACGCCAUCAAGAGCGCGGAAGGCGGGCCCCAGCCGGAGGUGUACUUCAUGGGCCUCAUCGACAUCCUCACGCAGUACGACGCCAAGAAGAAGGCCGCGCACGCCGCCAAGACCGUCAAGCACGGGGCCGGCGCGGAGAUCUCGACCGUCCACCCCGAGCAGUACGCCAAGCGCUUCCUGGACUUUGUCACCAACAUCUUCGCUUAGUCGUUACCCGCCCGGAGAGGCCCCCCUCCUUCCCCCCCGUCUCGUCUUGUGGGAGCUGAAGAUCAAAGGUGUCCCCUGCCCCCCACCCCUUGGUCUUUGUGCCCCCCGCUGUUGGCUGGCCCGAGGGCUCAGCUGAGCUCCAGAGAAGCCCGGUGGCCGAGUGGGCCGGGCGGGCUCGGUUGCAAACCCAAGUGCCUUAUCUUUAUCCGCCCUGUCGGGCGGGAGAGCGGGGGAUGGAUCCUCUGACUGGGGUGGGGGGGCUGCUGGCUGAGGGGCCCUGUCAGCUCAGCCCAUGUCUAGGGCUGGGGUCUGCAACCAGCCCUGUCUACAGGGCAGAGGGUGGGGGGAGGCAGCCCGGGCCCUGCAAUAUGCAAUAAAAGAUUCGACUCUUUGGUGCCUUAGAGGGGGCAGACAGUUCCCCCCCUAGCAACAGUGACACCCCCGUCCCGUUUUCCCGAGCCUGGGGAUGGCAGCGGGUCCCCUCUCCUGCCCGCCCCCCGUGUGUGCUCCGCACUGGUCCCCCCCCCGCUCUCCCCAGAAGGGAGAAGGUUCUCUUGGCCUGUCCCGCGGUGUAAUUUAUUCCUAGGUGAAAUCUCCCGGCUGGGGUCGCGGGGGCAGUUGUUAACACUAGUUUGCAUUGGGGUCCCAGCCCCCCGCUCUGCAGCCACCUCUCCCCACACACUAUGUCCCCGGGGCCUGCCCCCAGCCUCACCCGCACGAGGCCACGAGCCAUGUUUGGUGCCAGAGCCUGGGUUCGAGGCAGGGCCGAGCUUUGGGCCACUGGUCCUCGUCUCUGGGCUGCUGUGGCCGGAAACUGCCCCGCGUGCCGGAGGGGAGCGACUGGGCGCAGAGCUCCCUCCCCCCGGGCUGCGCGUAUGCUGGGCUCCCGGGGCCGGCAGGCC
Molecule: messenger RNA, 2629 nt
Organism: Chrysemys picta bellii (western painted turtle)
Lineage: Eukaryota; Metazoa; Chordata; Testudines; Emydidae
Source: RefSeq, a predicted model, not a curated record